Messenger RNA from Ruditapes philippinarum (Manila clam), 4710 nucleotides. RefSeq lists its product as uncharacterized. The coding region runs from base 448 to 1143 and encodes 231 amino acids. Lineage: Eukaryota; Metazoa; Mollusca; Bivalvia; Venerida; Veneridae. The transcript has 3 exons. The record is from RefSeq and is a predicted model, not a curated record.
UGGCCUCUAUGCAAUAAAUGGCAAAAUAUUUAAAAGAAAAGAUAAAACGUGCAUCUGUUAUCGAUGAUUUUUUGGUUGCAAGCUGGAAAGAAGAAUUUAUUGAUUCAGUUGAAGGAAUUUGUCGCGGCAAUGAUGCUGGGUUAAUAAACUUAAAGAUUAAAACGUGAUGCAGGGGAAGGUUGGGGAAUACUAUUUUCACGUGCACGAUGUACAGUCAGAACUGUCAGUAAUAAAGUUCAUUCAUUUGGGCGUAUUUUUGUGAAAGGAUACAAUAUAUUGAAUGAAUUCAUCAAAAGUAAAACUCCACCAGGUAGUCCAGAAGACAGAGAUCUGUUGAGGAAAUUACUGGAGUAUUUGUUGAAUACGGAAUGUCAGAAAGCUUUGAUUGAGAGUGUAUUUAAAGCUUCAACAGAAACACAGCUUGUUGAGAUAUUUGCUGAGAAUUUGAUGUCCCCCCUGUCCUCAUCAUCAACAUUCACAAUAGACAAUCAAUCACAGUGUUCAUGUGAUGAUGCAUCAUGGCAAUGUGACGCAAGUGUUGGACAUCAAAGUAAAAUUUAUGGAAACACAAAUAUUGGUAUUGGUAAUGGAUGGUAUGGUAGACUUGACAUACUGAUGGGUAACAGUGAUCUAGGAGUCAGUGUUAAUACUGAACACACCAUUUCUGAUAGGAAUGUUUUCACAGAAAUAAAUAAUUACAUCCCUCGCUAUGAAAUAGAUGUUGAAGCCAAAGAUCAGAUAAUUGCAAAAACAAUUGUGCAUUCCUUUUUACAGUGGAAAAGACACAAGUCACUGCAAAACUUUGUAAUUCCUAGUAUAGGAGUGUCAAAAGAUGAAAUUGUGUUCUAUUUCUAUGAUAGUGAAAGUGACGUUUUAAUGCAAAGCUCUCCUUUGUUUAUGUUUAGUGGUAGAAAAUUGAGGAUAAAAGUGAUAAUUGCUUUGUGGUUAGUUUUGAACUACAAGUAUCUAGGAACAGGGCUAACAGAACAAAUGAAAGAACACAAGUCUGGAUUUGUUGAACUAGCUGAAGAAAGCAUCGAGUCUUACAGACAUGAAGUAUCUCUCAGAAAAACCGUAGCAAUUGUGCCAAUGCUUAAUGCCUAUUCUGAAAGUGUACUCAACUUUUCUGAUGUUGACACUUAAAUUCUGCAUAUCAAAUCUUUAAAAAAAAUAUUGUUAUUUUGUGUUCAGUAAUGAAUAAGGUCUGUAACUUUAUUGCAUAUUAAAAAAAGAAUGGUUAGUUUUAGAGAAAAAAAAACAUUUAGAUUAUAUGGAUGGAGUGCAAAGAGUUUAACACAAAAUGUAAUGAAUCAUUUACAGCUAUGGUUCUAAAAUUUUUAGCAAGUAUAACCCUGCAGUGUUAUACAAGAAGCUACAUGUAAGAAGCAACUGCUACAAUCAGAUGUUUUUAUUGGAGGAAAGUUUGUCUUUUAAACAGUUCAAAUUUUAAAUCUACAAAGUGUUUUAGCCCUACUGUCAACAUUGUGAGCUUUUGUGAUCGCAAUCAGGCCAACGUUUGUUUAUCUACUUGUACCUUAAACAACAUCUCCUCAUAAACCGCUAAGCUAAUUCCAUCCAAACUUUACAGGAAUGUUCCUUGGGUGGCCACUUUUGAAAAUUUCCAUGCAGAACUCAGUUUGCCAUGGCAACAGAAGGAAAAAACUUGAAAAAUCUUGCCCAAGAGCAAGAGCUUAGAUAUUAAUUUUAGCAUGAAAAAUGUUAUAAUUAGUGUCUACCAAGUUUGUUCAAAUGAAAGCCCCGGGGUCAAAAUUGGACUGCCCAAGAGGGUCAUUGAUUUCCUUAUAUGUAUAUAUAAAACACUUAAAAAAUCCUCAUGUCAAAAACUGAAGGAGCUAGAGCUCAGAUAUUUAACAUGAAACAUCUUCUAAUGGGUGUCUACCAGGUUUGUUCAAAUAAAAGCUUUUGUCCUCCCCGGCCAAUUUUACGGAGGGCUUUUGUCCGCCCAGUCAAUUUUACGGAGGGCUUUUGUCCGCCCAGUCAACUUUACGGAGGGCUUUUGUCCGCCGUGUCAUUUUCACGGGAGGGCUUUUUUCCGCCUUGUCUUUUUUGGACGGGAGGGCUUUUGUCGUACACCAAAAUAAAACUGUAUGUUAUAACACUUGAGCUAAAAAUAGCAUGCAGUUUUACUUGCAGAGAGAAUGUAAACAAAAAAAACCAGCUGAUUAUACACAGGGGUGGUUUAAUGAAUGUUUUAUAUACCUCACAGAUUAAUAAAAGACUUUAUCUAGCCAUUUAUUUUAUUUUCUUUCAUUUUAUUCCAUUAUUAUGAUCUUGUUGAUUUAUAAUGGUUAUCAUCCAUGUUUAUCACUACAUUAUAUACCUGACUACUAAUGAAUUCACACAAAUGAAAAUGAUAUCAGUCUCACAGUGUUUUAUUUGUAGACUCUGCAGGGAAACAUUUCAAUCUGCCAACACCUUAUUGAAGUAAAAUUGUUCAUUGUAUGGCCUGUCAUGUCAAGUUAAAACUCACAUAGGAUGUACCAAUUCCUGCUUGUUUUGGAGGGAAAUAGUGCAAAUCUUUAAGCUGUUUUAAUCUGAUUUUAUAUAUUUCAUACAAGUUUGAAUUCUAAAAAAUGGCACAGGAUAAUAAGAAAAAGAGAUAUGUGAUUUAUAUGACAGAAGAACAGAAAGAAAUUACUUGUGGAAUAUUCAAUUUUCAUGGGUGGGAUAUUGAAAUAUCAAGUGAUGACGAUACUGAAGCAACAAGUACCCAGUAACAAAAUUUGAGCAGAACACAAGUAUCCACUUAGUCAGUAAACUCAGAUGCGAAAAAGGAAUUUCUGAAGAGAAUGCAAACUUAUCAUCAGAUAAAUAAACCAAAUGGACCAUCUGUGAAAACUAAUACAGAUGUUUGUCACCACUGUCUUAAUUUCCCCUGUGUGACUGCAAGUUCGCAGUCCUGGCUGGGAGAUGGUCACUCAUCAAGGCCAGGAAAUAACUUAAUACGAAAAGAAUUUUAUAGAAAAUGCUGGACUAUGCUUGACAGAAGAAGACUUUGGAGCAAUAGUAUAUAUUAAGAAAGAAAGGAAAGACUUAUGCUUGAACUGACUGUAAGAGAGGUUAUGUCUGACAAUUAUAUCCCAACCCAAAGGACGUGAUGUGCCUUACAUGGGACAUUUCUUUUAACAACAACCUGCUAAAAAUGUUGUUUACAGAAAUUUAAAAUAUUUUUAAACUGUUAAUGUAUAAAUUUUUUAUACAUAUGCAAGAUAUAGUUUGAGUAACAUUUGUGAAAUGUAAUUUUUGACUACAAGAUAUUUACAACAAAAUAUAAAUGUUUGGAAGUUACUUUUUAGCUCACCUGUCACAAAGUGACAGGGUGAGCUUUUGUGAUCGCUUUUCGUCCGGCGUCGUCUGUUGUCCGUCCGUCGUCCGUCCGUAAACUUUUACUUUAAAUGACAUCUCCUCAUAAACCACUAAGCCAAUUUCAUCCAAACUUCACAGGAAUGUUCCCUUGGUGGUCACCUUUAAAAAUUGUUCAAAGAAUUUAAUUCCAUGCAGAACUCUGGUUGCCAUGGCAACCGAAAGAAAAAACUUUAAAUAUCUUCUUUUAAAAAAUCCUAAGAGCUAGAGCUUAGAUAUUUGGCAUGAAACAUCUUCUAGUGAGUGUCUACCAAAGUUGUUCAAAUAAAAUCCCUUGGGUCAAAAUUGGCCCCGCCCCAGGGGGUCAUUGAUUUUCCCUAUAUGCAUAUAGUAGAAACUUAAAAAAUCUUCUUUUAAAGAACCCAAAGAGCUAGAGCUAAGAUAUUCAGCAUGAAACAUCUUCUAAUAGGUGUCUACCAAGUUUGUUCAAAUAAAAGCCCUGGGGGUUUAAAUUGGCCCCGCCCCGGGGGGUCAUUGAUUUUCCUUAUAUGUGUAUAGCAAAAACUUAAAUAAUCUUCUUUGAAAAAAAAAAACAAAUAGCUAGAGUUUAGAUAUUAAGCAUGAAACAUCUUCUAGUGAGUGUCUACAAAGUUUGUUCAAAUGAAAGCCCUGGGGUCAAAACUGGCCCCGCCCCGGGGGUCAUUGAUUUUGCCUAUAUGCAUAUAGUAAAAACUUAAAAAAUCUUCUUUGAAGAAACCCAAAUAGCUAGAGUUUAGAUAUUAAGCAUGAAACAUCUUCUAGUAAGUGUCUACAAAGUUUGUUCAAAUAAAGCCCUGGGGUCAAAACCGGCCCCGCCCCAGGGGUGUCAUUGUUUUUAACUAUAUGUGUGUAGUAAAAACUUAAAAAUCUUCUUUUAAAAACCCAAUGAGCUAGAGCUUAGAUGUUUAGCAUGAAAUAUCUUCUUAUGGAUGUCUACCAAGUUUGUUCAAAUAAAAUCCCUCGGGUGAAAAUUUGCCCUGCCGGUGGGGGGGGGGGGGUGAGAUCAUUGUUUUUCAUUACAUGUGUGUAGUAAAAACUUAACAUUGUGAAACAUCUUCUAAUGAGUGUCUUCCAAGUUUGUUCAAAUAAAAGCCCUGGGGUUUAAACUGGCCCGCUCCGGAAGCCUAUAUACAGGUGAGCGACCUCAGGGCCAUCAUGGCCCUCUUGCUCUGUUUUCAUGAAGUUUCAGUACUUUGAAAUUUAAAACAAUCAUGAAUUACUGGAUUAUUGUAACAGUACUUUGAAAUUUAAAACAAUCAUGAAUUACUGGAUUAUUGUAAUUUUGUUUGAUAUAAAUACAUUUUGAUAAAGCAAAGUCAGUAAAAAUUAUUGUUUUUUUUCUUAUCA